Molecule: messenger RNA, 1380 nt
Organism: Chenopodium quinoa (quinoa)
Lineage: Eukaryota; Viridiplantae; Streptophyta; Magnoliopsida; Caryophyllales; Amaranthaceae
Exons: 5
Coding region: 745-1344 (199 amino acids)
Source: RefSeq, a predicted model, not a curated record
AGUGGGUAGAAAUAGUGGGUUAGUGACUUAGUGGGGUGGGUAACACUCUAAACACAUCGUUUAGAGGGGGUGUAGGUUGGGGUACCUACACUAGGGUCUAGUGUAUACCAAUUAUUGCCUCUACAAUUCCAUAAAAAAAAAAAAAAAAAAUUACCAAAACCAAAUUUAUUAUGAUUGGGCUAUGUUUGUAUUGGGCUUCAAAACUUGCAGUGUACGCUGACUCCAUAGUACCUCGACCUCAGCGUACACUGCAAGUUUUAUUGAUUUAUUUAUAAAUAAGGUGGAGAAGACCAAAACUCCAUUUUUAAAAGAGAGACUCAAAAUUGAAAAAAAUAAAAAAAAGGGGGAGAAAGUGGUGCAUUCAAGGAGGGAGGAAGACUGUUAGCGUGAUAACGAAGCGAAGCUUGAAGAGUGAGAAAAAUGUCUGGAACUCAGGAAGAAGACAAGAAGCCCGGUGACCAAGGUGCUCACAUCAAUCUCAAAGUCAAGGGUCAGGAAUUCGUUUGGGCAAAUUUUGAUAGUUUUAGGAAAAUACCAAAAUGCCUGCUGACAACAAUAGAACCCUAACCACUUUAAGUGGGACAAGGAGGAGAGAACACGAAGAGGCCACAUCCGCGUUUUGGUUUGGUCUUAGUGUUGAUUGGUAUGGGCAUUGGGUGAAUGAUUUUGUUCCUCUCUUUCUAGCUACGCCCAACAGAAAAACGAAUACGAAAACGAAGUGCUUCAACCGGUGACCUUUUAACAAUGGCUUGGGAUUCUUCUUGGGACGAAGCCUUUGUGAGUGUCUUCGAUGAAAUAUGUGCCAAAGGACAUUAUGGAAUUCACAAAUCACAGAUGUGGUCUGACGAAUUCUGGAGAAGAUUCGCCUAUCGAUUUGGUCAAAAGAUUGGUAAUCACCAAAUCACGUCUGAGCAGUGCCAAGAGUGGGGUAUGCUGCCCCGAAAUGUUAACCGUAUAUAUGAGCAUCCUGAGGCCGAUCGAGAACCUGAUAUGUUGUCUGUCAAGAUGAACGUCUCCAAAAAGAAUACCAGUGGGUCGAGUAGCUCCAUUAAGGGUAGCUCUUGGGGCAAAAGAAAGAGUUAUCAUACGGAAUCAAAUGGAUCUGAAGAGCCUAAACUGAAUGGACUCUUGAUGAGAGUUGCAGACGAACUACUUUCAGUAAGAGCAAGUAAAGAGUGUUCUGAUUCAGAUAUUGUGAAGGCAAGCGUAGUCUAUAAUAAUUUAAUAAUGAGAAAGCAACUUUUGCCGGUGUAUAUGUUUUUACGAGCCACCCCAAAGGAUAAGGCUCGAAUCCUCAUAAUUCACCUACUUACGGUCCCAAAGAAGUUUAUUAAUGUUAUAUAACAGAAGUUUAUUAAUGUUAUAUGGAAAAAGUUUUAA